Molecule: messenger RNA, 3072 nt
Organism: Ostreococcus lucimarinus CCE9901
Lineage: Eukaryota; Viridiplantae; Chlorophyta; Mamiellophyceae; Mamiellales; Bathycoccaceae
Exons: 1
Coding region: 1-3072 (1023 amino acids)
Biological process (GO): maturation of 5.8S rRNA; RNA catabolic process
Cellular component (GO): nucleus
Molecular function (GO): RNA binding; ATP binding; RNA helicase activity
Source: RefSeq, a predicted model, not a curated record
AUGUCCGCGACGGCCGAGCUCGAGUGCGCGAACGCGCGCGCGUCCGAACACUCGGCGCGCGCGCGCGACGCGGCGAAGCGACGCAAGGCGACGGAGGCGGCGGCGGAUGGAAUCGCGGACGGCGGCGGCGACGACGACGGCGACGCGCGCGCGCGCGCGAGGACGAGCUGCGUGCACGAAGUCGCGGUGCCGCGAGACUGGGUCGGCGACGUGAAAGCGCUGCGGGACCCGCGGUACGACGGCGCGAGGGCGAAGGAGUACCCGUUCGAGCUGGACGCGUUUCAGCGCGCGGCGACGGCGGUGCUGGAACGAAACGAAAGCGUGCUCGUCGCCGCGCACACGUCGGCGGGGAAGACGGUGGUGGCGGAAUACGCGAUCGCGAUGGCGUUUCGGGAUAAACAGCGGGUGAUAUAUACGUCGCCGUUGAAGGCGCUGAGUAAUCAAAAGUAUCGGGAGUUGAGCGAGGAAUUCGGCGACGUCGGGUUGAUGACGGGGGACGCGUCGAUUAAUCCGAAUAGUACGUGCAUCGUGAUGACGACGGAGGUGCUGCGGUCGAUGUUAUAUCGAGGCGGGGACGUAAUUCGCGAGGUGAAGUGGAUCGUGUUCGACGAGGUGCAUUACAUGCGGGACAGAGAACGCGGGGUGGUGUGGGAAGAGUCGAUCAUCUUUGCGCCGAAGGACGCGCGGUUGGUGUUUUUGAGCGCCACGCUGCCGAAUGCGCUCGAGUUCGCGCAGUGGGUGACGAGCUUACAUAAUCAUCCGUGUCACGUGGUGUACACGGAUCAUCGACCGACGCCGCUGCAGCAUUACGCGUUUCCCAAGGGCGGGAGCGGUUUACAUUUAGUCGUCAACGAGCAGAGUCAGUUUCGUUCGGACAAUUUUGCGAGGUUGCAGCAGGCGAUCGCGGAUGGGGCUGAGAAGAGCGGUGGUUCAGGAGGCGGCGGUCGCGGUCGCGGUCGUGGCGGUGGACGCGCACGCGGCGGCGGCGGCGGUCGUGGCGGUGGCGGUGGCGGUCGCGGCGGCGGGUCGAUGGCGGACGCCGAUAUUUUGCGCAUCGUGCGUAUGGUGAAGGAGAAAACCUUCUUCCCCGUCAUCGUGUUUAGUUUUAGCCGACGCGAGUGCGAAGAGUACGCCAAAUUCGUGUCAAAAUUGAAUUUCAACACUCCCGAGGAGGCUGAGCAGGUUCGUGAGGUGUACAACGCCGCACUGCUGAAUUUGUCCGAAGAAGACCGUCAGUUGACGGCGGUGCAAGCGAUUUUGCCAUUGCUCGAGGCGGGCAUCGGCAUUCAUCACAGUGGUUUACUUCCGGUUUUGAAGGAGCUCAUAGAAAUUCUGUUCGGCGAGUCGCUGAUUAAGUGCUUAUUUGCAACUGAGACGUUCGCCAUGGGACUGAAUAUGCCGGCGAGAACCGUCAUUUUCACCGCUGUUAAAAAGUUUGAUGGCACCGAUAUGCGCGUUCUCGCGCCCGGAGAGUAUACGCAAAUGUCCGGCCGAGCUGGUCGACGUGGUAAAGACGACCGUGGUAUCUGCAUCGUCAUGUGCGAUGAGCGCAUGGAAGAACACGCGAUGAAGGAGAUGAUUCUUGGGAAGCCGCAGCCGUUGAACUCAGAGUUUAAGCUGAGUUAUUACAGUAUUUUGAACCUCUUAAAACGCGCGACGGGGACGAUUGACGCAGAGUACGUCAUCGCUCGCUCGUUUCAUCAGUUUCAGCACGCCAAACAGUUACCAGAAUUAAAGGCUCGGCUCACUGAAGUACAACAGGAGGCGGCGAAGAUAAAGUCGGUGGGUAGCGAAGAGAUUCAAGAGUAUAUCAAACUCAGACGCGAUUAUCGCGAAGCCGAGAAAGUGGUCUUGCGCACGAUGCUCCAACCGGCAAACUGCUUGCGAUUCUUCACUUCGGGUAGACUAGUUCGCAUAAGAGAUGGCGACACGAAUUGGGGGUGGGGUGUUGUCAUCCAAGUUUCCACAGUUAAAGAUGCGAAGGGUGGCGACGUACACGUGCUCGACUGUUUGCUUCGUUGCGGUCCAGGCGCGGCAGAGGGUAGACUUGCGCCUGCGGACGCAAAGAAUCUGAAGAUGAACACAACGGAAAUCGUACCUGUGGGCACACAUCUCGUUGAUGCUAUUAGCGCGAUGCGCUUCACGCUUCCAGGUGAUUUGCGCACGAAAGAAGCGCGCGAAAGCGUUUGGAUUGCCGUCGAAACUGUUACGAAGAAACUCACCGAAAAAGGCCAGGUGAUUCCGCAAAUACAUCCUGUCGAUGAUAUGGGGAUUAAUGACGUCGCAUUUGUGCGCACAUACCGUUCACUUGGCGCGUUACGCGACAAGUUCCACUCGCACGCGUUGUACAGCGAAGCGGAUGCGCUCGAGCGCAGCGAAAUGACGGCAAAAAUCGACGUCAUCGAGCAGAAAUCAGAGCUCCUCGCUGAAGCGUCGAGACUGGAGACACAGAUUCAAUCGAGCGAGUUGACAAAGUUCCGCGACGAUUUGAGCGCGCGAAGUCGAGUUUUGAAGAAACUCGGGCACAUCGACAAUGAUGGCGUCGUUUUGACGAAAGGUCGCGCCGCGUGCGAAAUCGACACCGCUGACGAACUCCUAGUCACCGAGCUCAUGUUCAAUGGCGUAUUCGCCGGUCUAAGCCCUCACGAGCUCGUUGCCUUGGCGUCGUGCUUCAUGCCCGUAGAGAAAAGCAACACAUCGAACAUGGAUAAAUCCGCAAAGGCGCUCGCGAAGCCGCUCAAAGCCCUUCAGGACGCCGCUCGAGAAAUUGGCAACGUACAAAAAGAGUGUAAAAUCGACAUCGAAGUCGACGACUUCGUCGAAUCAUUCAAGCCAACCAUGGUCGAAAUCGUGUACUGCUGGGCCAAAGGCGAACCGUUUUCCGAAAUCGUCAAAAAGACAGAUCUAUUCGAGGGCACCAUCAUUCGCGCCAUGCGUCGCCUGGACGAACUCAUGAUGGAAUUACAUCGCUCGUGCGUCGCCGUCGGCGACGACGGCUUGGCGAAAAAGUUCGAGCAAGGCGCGGAGAGUCUGCGCCACGGCAUCGUCUUCGCCGAUUCACUGUACACCUAG